Molecule: messenger RNA, 2060 nt
Organism: Dothidotthia symphoricarpi CBS 119687
Lineage: Eukaryota; Fungi; Ascomycota; Dothideomycetes; Pleosporales; Dothidotthiaceae
Exons: 3
Coding region: 456-1796 (446 amino acids)
Biological process (GO): mRNA cis splicing, via spliceosome
Cellular component (GO): precatalytic spliceosome
Molecular function (GO): RNA binding
Source: RefSeq, a predicted model, not a curated record
CUACGCGCACCAGGCACUUGUCUCUGGCAGCCACCUAUUCUUGUAUCUGACGACUUAUUUCCAACAUCUUGCAGCGGUCUCCGUUUGCAGCGACGUGCAGCAGUUGUCGUCUUUCACUGCAGCGUCUACGCGGCCGUUCUUGCUAACAUGGCCGAUCAGCAACCACAGAAAACGCAAGGCCUACCCAACCCCUAUGGACUACCCAACCCGUACGCCCGGACGGGCCUUCCCAAUCCAUAUGCUCAUGCGACUGUCGCCUCCGCUGCGCCUGUCAAGUUCUCAGCGGAACAGGCAAAGGCCGAGCAGAAGAAAGCACCUGGUAUCUACUUGAUUUGCUCCAUGCCUCACCGUUCAACCACAACUCAUGUGAUCGUGUAGCAUCUCACUUUCACAACCCGCACAACAUCAAGCGCCCCCAGGCCAAAAAAGCUGGUCCCACUGUGAAGAAGCCACUCAUGCCUGUGGCAUCAUCAAGCUCCUCGGAUCCCGCCCCGACUGCUACUACGACACAGCAACAUGGUAUCGACUGGUACCGGAGCACUGCCGACGAUGAUGCUGCUGUUAUUGAAGAGAGGAGGCAGCGCCAGUGGGAGGAUAAGCAGAAGAAGAAAGAGAUGAAGAAAUUCCAGAAGCAAUUUGGAUACUGGAACCCCCAGGCCCCGCAUAAGCCUGAGCGAUACUCGAACCUCAAAGCGUACAGGGCCAGUGGUGGAUACAGACGCAAAAUAGAAGACUUCAAUGCUUUCUUGCGCGGAGCCGCUGGACAAGCAUCCAAAUCUCGCGACGACAGUGAAACUUCCAAUGCCUCUCGACCUGGCUCUUCGUCAAGCUCGAAAGCUCCAACCUCGGCUCCCAAAUCUAUGUUUGCCCCGCCGUCCUUCUACGACGCACCAACUGCGAACAUCCCAGACGAUGACUCGGACGACGAUGAGUAUGCUCGGCGCAUGCCUCUUCCUCCACAACAGAACGACGCUAUUCCACCGCCUCCUCCAUCUACAGAAACACAGCACCUAGUUCCUCCGCCGCCACCCCCAGCACCCACCAAUACGCUUCCACCACCCCCGCCAGCUCCAUCAGCCGACGCCCCUGGUACUUCCACAUCUUCGAAUACGCCCUACCACAGCGCAACGAUAUCCGCGCCUCCAGUCCGCUACGCCAAUGCAACGAUAUCCGCGCCCCCUGUUCGCUACGAACGUCCUGAUGUACCCAUGGCAGAUGCCGAGAAUGAACCAGUAUACGAGGAGCGCCCUGCCAAGCGGCCCAAGAUCAGUAAAGCAGAAGCUAUGAUGGCCAAAAUGGGUUAUGUCAAGGGCCAAGGUCUAGGAAAGAACAACGACGGUGUGGUCACUCACCUCGAGGUCAAGAAGCGAAAAGUGCCACAAGGAACCGCUGGCUUCGACGACGAUGGGGCGAAAAUCAAGUCUCAAAUGGUCUGGGACGUGCAUGGAGGUCUGCGGAAUCAGCAAGAUGAGCCGAGCAAGUUUGGCGCGGAGUCGUGCGUUGUCGUUACCUGGGGUUGCGUGGACGGCGUUGAUUGGGAUGAGAAUCGCGAACGGAACGACGGAGGUAUUCGGCAGGACAUGGGCGAGGUUUUCAGCAGCAAGUUUGGUCCUGUUGAACACAUCCAAAUCGACGAAUCCAACAAGGACGGCGUCGUGUACAUCUUAUUCGAAUCAGUCAUGAGUGCCCUCAACGCCGUCAAUCGAUUCGACGAGGGCUACGAGUACAGAGGCAGGAAGAUUCGCGCCCACUACUACGACGAACGCAAAUUCCACGCCGGCAUUUAUGAGCACUAAGAGGACGGCGUUCCCCGGCUCUUGCAAGGAUGAUGCGCCGUCGCAGCAAUUCGUUGCAUGUUUUACUAGGGUGUGGCUAUAUCUGCGUGUUCUUGGAUGGCCAAGGGUGCUCCAUCUGAGAAGUGUGGUAUAUAUGGGUCUAGCGAUAUUCCACCAUUUAUUUGUUCGUUUGUAUGAAUAUUCAGCUCUAUUGAAUCGCAACAGAACGCAACGUUGUCUCGAAGUAUACUCAACAUCUAUAACAAUCCUGUUCACCAACGCAUC